This is a messenger RNA of Sphenostylis stenocarpa, 1632 nucleotides long. Lineage: Eukaryota; Viridiplantae; Streptophyta; Magnoliopsida; Fabales; Fabaceae. The record is from the annotation of a GenBank genome assembly.
AUGGCAAAACCGUGUUUGCCCUGUUUCUCUGCGGCUUUUCUUCUUCUAACUGUAAUCACUCUUUCAUCGGCACAAACUCCAGAUUCCUCGUCACUCUACAACAAUUUCCUUCAGUGUCUCACACAACACACAAAUUCCUCAACCCAACUCUCCAACAUAGUCUUCGCCCAAACUAAUCCUUCCUUUCCCACCGUCCUCCAAAACUACAUCCGAAACGCGCGUUUCAAUACUUCUCAAACGCGCAAGCCAUUACUUAUCGUCACUCCCCUCCAAGAAUCUCACGUCCAGGGCGCUGUAUUAUGCGCCAAAAGCGUUAAGGUUCAACUCAAAAUCAGGAGUGGAGGUCAUGAUUACGAGGGUAUCUCGUACAUCUCCGAGGAACCCUUUAUCAUCCUCGACUUAUUCAAUCUUCGCGCAAUCACGGUGGACAUAAAAAACGAGGUUGCAGUUGUCCAAGCUGGUGCCACGUUGGGGGAGGUUUAUUAUAGGAUUUGGGAGAAGAGUAAAGUUCAUGGAUUUCCUGCAGGGGUGUGUCCCACUGUUGGUGUCGGUGGGCAUUUCAGUGGAGGAGGAUAUGGUAACAUGAUGAGAAAAUAUGGCUUAUCUGUUGAUAAUGUGAUUGACGCUCAAAUUGUUGAUGUGAAAGGAAAUGUUCUUGAUAGAAAAUCCAUGGGGGAGGAUCUAUUUUGGGCUAUUAGAGGAGGUGGAGGAGCGAGUUUUGGUGUCAUAUUAUCGUUUACUAUAAAGCUGGUUCCCGUGCCUGAAACCGUGACCGUUUUCCGUGUUGAGAAGUCUUUGGAAACGAAUGUGACUGCAACUGACCUUGUCGUGCAGUGGCAGCAGGUGGCACCAAAUACCGACGACAGGCUUUUCCUAAGGCUUUUACUGCAGCCAGUGAGUUCCAAGGUUGUGAAGGGAACGAAAACUGUUAGAGCCUCGGUUGUGGCCCUGUUUCUGGGAGGGGCUGGUGAGGUUGUGUCGAUUUUAGAGAAGGAGUUUCCGCUUCUUGGGUUGAAGAAGGAGGAUUGUACUGAGAUGAGUUGGAUUGAUUCUGUUCUGUGGUGGAACGAUGACGAGAGUUUGAAAAACGGUGGCAAACCAGAGACCCUAUUGGAUCGGAAUCUGAACUCUGCUGGUUUUCUGAAAAGAAAAUCUGAUUAUGUCCAGAAAGCCAUUUCAAGAAGCGGGUUGGAGUGGAUAUUUAAGAGGAUGAUUGAGCUGGGAAAAACUGGGUUCGUUUUCAAUCCUUAUGGAGGGAAAAUGGGAGAGAUUCCUUCUGACGCGACAGCCUUUCCUCACCGUAAGGGAAAUCUCUUCAAGAUUCAGUAUUCUGUGAACUGGGAUGAUCCUUCGCCUGGUGCGGCUCAGAAUUUCACGAAUGAGGCCAAGAGGCUGUACAGUUACAUGACUCCUUUUGUGUCUAAGAAUCCCAGAAGUGCUUUUCUGAAUUACAGAGACCUUGAUAUUGGAGUGAAUAACUUUGGCAAGAAUAGCUUUGAAGAAGGAGAGGUUUAUGGGAACAAGUACUUCAACGGCAAUUUUGAGAGGCUGGUGAACAUCAAGACCAAAGUGGAUCCUGAAAACUUUUUCAGGAAUGAACAGAGUGUGCCUGUACUUUCGAGCAAAGCAUAG